This is a messenger RNA of Staurois parvus, 447 nucleotides long. The record is from the annotation of a GenBank genome assembly. NCBI's taxonomy places the organism in Eukaryota, Metazoa, Chordata, Amphibia, Anura, Ranidae.
UUCUUUGCAUAUCAUGUGAUUAGUAGAAAUGAUGCCUUCCAAAUCAUUGGAUUCAGGAGUUCCAAUCACCUCCAUGGCCACAGGUAUAUAAAAUCAAGCCCCUAGGCAUGCAGACUGCUUCUACAAACAUUUAUGAAAGAAUGGGUCGCUCUCAGGAGCUCAGUGACCCCAAGCGUGGUCCCGUGAUAGGUUGCCACCUGUGCAAUAAGUCCAUCCAUGACAAUUCCUGGCUACUAAAUAUUCCACACUCAACUGUUAGUGAGAUUAUAACAAAGUGGAAGCAACUGGGAACAACAACUCAGCCCAUGAAGUGGUAGGCCACGCAAAAUGACAGAGCGGGGUCAGCACUCUCACAGUCACACUAUAAGUUGCUGAUUACUGCCAUUACUAGUAUAUCAUCUAUAGCUGGGUAAAUUCCAGUAUAUAAGUGGUCUCCAAACUGUGCCC